AUGUCCAGGACGAGCAUCAAUUGCGGCAGUUUCCUUGCAGAAAUUAUCAGGGACAAAGAGCGACUCGUCAUCCAUCCCGGAGUCAGCCAGUACGCGACAGGUGGUAUAUCUGCGUGCGGUCUGGCGUCUCUCAAUUUCGCAAGAUUGGUGCUGAAUAAAGAGCGAGAAGGCAUUCAAAGAGCGGCUUUGCUUGCAGAAAUUGCCUCAGACGCCGUGUCCAUCUGUUCUCAAUGGCGGGACAAUCUUCAUCUAGAGGUCGAAACUAUCUUUGCAGUGCCUCUAUUUCAGACAUCAAUGAAACUGACAAAUGUAUAUAUGGAUCUCCACCAAGACCUUGAAUUCGCAUCCGAUAAUACCAGUGUAGCAGUCAUCACAAGACCACCUGAAAUCAUUACCUGUGCAAAGUCGUCUUCUCUCCGAGGGUGGCAAGCACAUUUACUUGCAAAUUUCGCUGCCCACAUUUUUAUUCCAAACGACAAAUGGUCCACCGAUCCUGUUGACUUAACGCAAGCUCCUCUCAAAUCUAGCAUCACAAUUCUUACUCUUCGAGCUCAAUUAUCCGAUCUAGAGUCACGGAAUCAAUUUUUGACAUCCAUGACUGACCGCCUGGAGGAAGAGAUCGACGAGCUACAGGAAACGUGUGAAAAACUGAAGAAAAUACAGUCACAGAGUCAUAAUCGUUCCAUUCCAAAAAUAGAUGUUUGGACGAUGUGGCCCGGUGUACCUUCUGGAUCUUUACAGCAAUGGAACUCGGUUAAAAAGUUGAAAGGAAAAGGGCACGCCGAAGAAAAGAGCACAGCAAUAGAGUUCGCCCUCAACCUACAAUGUAAAUUCGAGGGAGAGGAUCGCCAGCUAGAGCAGGAGCAUCGUGCUCUAGCAGCUACUGCACAAGCCUUAUUUGAUUGUGCCAUCUGCCUUGAUACUUUCCCCAUGGACUACGCAGCUCGUGUUGUCGAAUGUAACCAUUUAGCUUGUAGAAACUGCCUUCGGCAACAUCUGCUGACGACGUUGCAUGAUCACCGAUUCCCCAUCUUCUGCUCGAUUUGUACUGAUGGCGACAAGAAUACACUCAUCCUCGACAUUGGGGUAUCAGAGAAGGAGUACUGUAUCUUCGAGGAGCUAUGUAAGAAAAGCGCUUUUGUCGAUCGCACGGAAUACCAAGAGGCCGGUAUCAUUGCCUGUCCAGUGCCUAGAUGUAACCAUAUCUGGUGGAAGUCUUGUCAACAGACUCAUAGCUGUGAUGGAUCUUCAGAGCUGGACCAUCUGAUGAAGCAACGAGGCUGGAAGUACUGUCCAGGCUGUAAAACUUCCGUGCAGAAGGAAAGCGGGUGCAACCACACGACGGUAUGUUGA
Messenger RNA from Guyanagaster necrorhizus, 1353 nucleotides. RefSeq lists its product as uncharacterized. The record is from RefSeq and is a predicted model, not a curated record. Bases 1 to 1353 code for a protein of 450 amino acids. The transcript is spliced from 8 exons. NCBI's taxonomy places the organism in Eukaryota, Fungi, Basidiomycota, Agaricomycetes, Agaricales, Physalacriaceae. Gene Ontology annotation, biological process: protein ubiquitination. Gene Ontology annotation, molecular function: metal ion binding; ubiquitin-protein transferase activity.